Messenger RNA from Astyanax mexicanus (Mexican tetra), 3485 nucleotides. It is a transcript of the gene nr4a2a, whose product is annotated as nuclear receptor subfamily 4, group A, member 2a. The coding region runs from base 287 to 2266 and encodes 659 amino acids. The record is from RefSeq and is a predicted model, not a curated record. The transcript is spliced from 8 exons. Gene Ontology annotation, biological process: cellular response to corticotropin-releasing hormone stimulus; central nervous system neuron differentiation; dopaminergic neuron differentiation. Gene Ontology annotation, cellular component: nucleus; transcription regulator complex. Gene Ontology annotation, molecular function: RNA polymerase II cis-regulatory region sequence-specific DNA binding; nuclear receptor activity; zinc ion binding. Lineage: Eukaryota; Metazoa; Chordata; Actinopteri; Characiformes; Acestrorhamphidae.
CUAGUCUGCGCACAGACUCCUCUCGUGGUUGCGCUCGCACUCUGCGCUCGCUCCUGUCUGUCUCUGCUGGACCUUUUCUCCUGCAAGUCGCUCUGCUCUUUAUCCUUUUCUUUGCGCGCGCGCGUGUGGAUACAAUGCAACUUUCUCUCAUGCUGAUUUGAAGGGGGAGAUCCAGAACCGAGCCGAGGCGAACCGAACCGAUCCCUGUUCACAACCCGCUUUCACCUGUAGCUCAAACCACCAUCCAAUCUGAGUGGCGACGAGGAGGCGGCACGCGGCUGAAGCCAUGCCCUGCAUCCAGGCUCAGUACGGCUCCUCUCCGCAGGGCGCCAGUCCGGCGUCCCAGAGCUACAGCUGCCCGGGGAGCAGCGAGUACAGCUGUGACUUCCUCACCCCCGAAUUUGUAAAGUUCAGCAUGGACCUGACCAACACUGAAAUCACGGCGGCCACCACGUCACUGCCCAGCUUCAGCACGUUUGUGGACAGCUACAACGCUGCCAAUGGCACCACUGGUGGCGCCGGUGGCAGCAGCACGAACCUGGGCUACGACGUUAAGCCACCCUGCCUGUACCAGCUGCCCCACUCGGGCGACCCCUCGUCCAUCAAGGUGGAGGACGUAACCCUGCACGGUUACCCCCACCAUCACCACCACCACCACCACCCUCACCCACACCACCCACACCAGGGCCACCUGGGUCCUCAGCCAGAGGAGAUAAUGGUGACCCACUCGGGCUCCGUCUACUUCAAACCACCCUCAUCCUCUUCCUCCUCCUCUUCAUCCUCCUCCUCUUCCUCCUCGUCCUCCUCACCCCACGCACACGCGCCCAGCACCCCGGGCUUCCAGCUACAGGCCGCUCCCGCGUGGGAGGACCCGGCGGGCCCCCUGCACGCCUUCCACCACAGCUACGUGCUAGAGCAGCGCAAGCACAACCCGGUCUCCAGGCUCUCGCUCUUCUCCUUCAAGCAGUCUCCGCCCGGCACGCCCACCGUCUCGAGCUGUCAGAUGCGCUUCGACGGCCCGCUGCACGUGGCCAUGAGCCACGAGCCCUCGGGGCCGUCUCCGCACGGGGCACCGGGCUUUGCCAUGCCCGGCGCGCUCAGGAAGCAGGCGGCCGUGGCCUUCCCGCACGCGCUCCCGCUGGCAGGCCACCACGCGCACGCACACGCGCAUCAGCUGCUGGACGCGCAGAUCCCGUCGCCGCCGUCGCGCGGCUCGCCGUCCAACGAGGGCAUGUGCGCCGUGUGCGGGGACAAUGCCGCGUGCCAGCACUACGGGGUCCGCACGUGCGAGGGCUGCAAAGGCUUCUUCAAGCGCACUGUGCAGAAGAAUGCAAAAUAUGUGUGUUUGGCGAACAAAAAUUGUCCUGUGGAUAAGCGUCGGAGAAACCGGUGCCAGUACUGCCGCUUCCAGAAGUGCCUUGUUGUCGGGAUGGUCAAAGAAGUUGUUCGGACUGCCAGUCUGAAGGGCCGAAGAGGCCGUCUGCCCUCCAAACCCAAAAGCCCCCAGGAGCCCACUCCUGCCCCACCACCAGUCAGUCUCCUCAGUGCGCUGGUCAGGGCCCAUGUGGAUUCUAACCCCACCAUGUCCAGCCUGGACUACUCCAGGUUCCAUGCCAGCCCUGACUACCAGCUGAGCGGAGAUGACACGCAACACAUCCAGCAGUUCUACGACCUUCUGACGGGCUCCAUGGACAUCAUCCGGGCCUGGGCACAGAAGAUUCCUGGCUUUACGGACCUCCCCAAGCAGGACCAGGACCUUCUGUUCGAAUCUGCAUUUCUGGAGCUGUUUGUCUUGCGCCUGGCCUACAGGUCCAACCCAAUGGAAGGUAAGCUGAUCUUCUGCAACAGCGUGGUGCUGCACAGGCUACAGUGUGUGCGUGGCUUCGGUGAAUGGAUUGAUGCCAUUGUGGAGUUUUCCUCCAACCUGCAGAGCAUGAACAUAGACAUCUCAGCCUUCUCCUGCAUCGCAGCUCUCGCCAUGGUCACAGAGAGACACGGGCUGAAGGAGCCGAAGAAGGUGGAGGAACUCCAGACUAAGAUCGUGAACUGUCUAAAGGACCAGCUGGCCUUCCCCGGGGGAGGAGGAGGGGGCGGUGGAAGUGGUCCUGUCCGGCCUGCCCCCCUGUCCCGCCUGCUGGGGAAACUGCCCGAGCUGCGCUCGCUCUGCACUCAGGGCCUGCAGCGCAUCUUCUACCUGAAGCUGGAGGACCUGGUGCCCCCGCCCGCAAUAAUAGACAAGCUGUUCUUGGACACGCUGCCGUUCUAGAGACACUUUCACACCGACCUCAGAGAACUGACCGCUUCCACAGACUCCUCAAGCCUUUUGAUUUCCUUUCCUUUCGCUGUUACUGACUCCACGACUGACAUCGAGAAGUUCGAGAUGUUCGGAUCCGUCAAACCAAACCAAACGAAGAGCGACCGUCUUCAACUCAAGUGAUACUUUUAUUUAAUUUCAUGGGUUUCGUUGGUUUGUUUUUCCCGAUUAGCCUAUAAAUGUUCAAAGAUGUGAAUAAACGAGACGUUCUAGUUUGGUUAAUCUGACUGUGGGACAAAGUGGGACAAACACGAGUCACUCAUUAUUGCCAUUAUUAAAAAACAACCACCCUGGAGAUCACCUGCUAAAUGUAAUAUAAUGCAUUUAUAUAUACAAAUGCGAUAGAUUUAUUCGCGUAAUUUUUAAGUGUAUAAAGAGGAAAAGAGGUUGUUUUUUUCUUUCUUUCUUUUCUAACUUGUGCCUGUGUGUUUCUGUCAGAAUCGAAGAGGAGAGAAAAUAAAUAAAAACAUUAUAAAAUACUACUAAAUAAAAAAGCAGGCAUGUUUGUAGAGGACUAUAGGCCCUUUGCUAUGGAGGUGAUGUCUAUAUAAUCCAGCAUUACUCUUCUUAUUCCGGACACUAUGUAGUCUGAUAGAUUUUAUAACGAUUGGUAGUUCUGGGAGAAACUUUUCUGUAUUGGCUCAUUGUGGAGGAGAACAAGCAGAAGAAGAAUAAGAAGAUAAAGAAGCAGAAGAUAAAAGAGUAUUUAAUCUGUAUAGGUCAAAGAAAAAAGGGACCCAUAGUGUUUGUAAAGCUGUCAGACAUUCCUUCUUGUUUGUAUGUGUCGUAUGUAUUGUUGCUGUUUUAAUAUAAAAACGUUUCUAUAUUUAUUAUUAUCACCAUGAUGAUGUUUUCUUUUUCAAGCGCGUGGUGCAGUCUGGACGAGCCCAGCAGACUUCCAGCUUCGCGCUUCUUGUUUCUUCUUUGUUCUGUCUGAGGAACAUCAGCAGCAACUUUUUCGUGUUUUUAUCAUUAAGUUAUUUUUCGUUUGCCAUCUCUACUGAAGAAGUCCGUCCUAUAUAUCUAUAUCUAUAUAUUUAUCCAUAAAUAUAUUUACAGAGCCAUAUAUUUGUGUGCAGAGCAUCACUACCCCUUUUUCGAUGGUGUAACAAAGUUCCGAAAACACUCCGGAAAAGACCACCGGACAGAAUUAUUUAAUGUUUUACAAAUA